AUGCCAAACUGGGGCGGAGGUGCAAAAUGUGGAGCCUGCGAAAAGACGGUUUACCACGCGGAAGAGAUCCAGUGCAAUGGGAGGAGCUUCCACAAGACCUGUUUCCUCUGCAUGGCCUGCAGGAAGGCUCUGGACAGCACCACAGUGGCAGCUCAUGAGUCAGAGAUCUACUGUAAGGUCUGCUACGGGCGCAAGUAUGGUCCCAAGGGGAUCGGGUUUGGACAAGGCGCUGGCUGCCUCAGCACAGACACAGGCGAGCAUCUUGGCCUACAGUUCCAACAGUCCCCGAAGCCAGCACGUGCAGCCACUACGAGCAACCCUUCCAAGUUCUCUGCGAAGUUUGGAGAAUCAGAGAAGUGCCCACGAUGUGGGAAGUCAGUGUAUGCUGCUGAGAAGGUCAUGGGAGGUGGCAAGCCUUGGCACAAGACCUGCUUCCGCUGCGCCAUCUGUGGGAAGAGCCUGGAGUCCACAAAUGUCACAGACAAGGACGGAGAGCUUUAUUGCAAAGUUUGCUAUGCCAAAAAUUUUGGCCCCACAGGCAUUGGGUUUGGCGGCCUUACACAGCAAGUGGAAAAGAAGGAGUGA
Messenger RNA from Arvicola amphibius (Eurasian water vole), 585 nucleotides. RefSeq names its product cysteine and glycine rich protein 3 (gene Csrp3). The coding region runs from base 1 to 585 and encodes 194 amino acids. Gene Ontology annotation, molecular function: actinin binding; structural constituent of muscle. The record is from RefSeq and is a predicted model, not a curated record. Lineage: Eukaryota; Metazoa; Chordata; Mammalia; Rodentia; Cricetidae. Gene Ontology annotation, cellular component: Z disc; cytoplasm; nucleus. The transcript has 5 exons. Gene Ontology annotation, biological process: muscle tissue development; sarcomere organization; cardiac muscle contraction.